CUAGAACUGUGUCUGCGAGGGCAUCCUGACCAUGCUGUAUCUCGCUUGCGACCUCAGGAAGAGGUUCACGGAAAAGGCUGCGAUUCGCGACUUGGAGGAAUCAAUCGAGCUACUCUGUCCAGCUUUGGAACUCCGUCCCCCUAGACAUGUUGAUAGGUUCUCAACGCUUCAUGAACUUGCUCUCUGUUUGUCAAUUAGAUACGACAAGCUGGGGGCAGUCGACAACUUGGAAGAAGCUAUCAUGCAUGAACGUGCAGCGUUAGAGUUCUGUCCACCAGGGCAUGUCAAUCGUGGCGAGUC
Molecule: messenger RNA, 300 nt
Organism: Pisolithus orientalis
Lineage: Eukaryota; Fungi; Basidiomycota; Agaricomycetes; Boletales; Pisolithaceae
Exons: 1
Source: RefSeq, a predicted model, not a curated record